AUGGCUGAUGUAGAUGAUAUUCAGCCCCUCGUCUGUGACAAUGGAACUGGAAUGGUUAAGGUGAUUUUUUUUCUUCUUAAUUACUUGUAAAUAAAAAACUUCAUUUUAAGUUAAAGCAUUAUGGGUGUUGAUGAUGUGUAAUUUUUAUUUUUUUAUCGUAUUAUAGGCUGGAUUUGCUGGGGAUGAUGCUCCCAGAGCUGUCUUCCCGAGUAUUGUUGGUCGGCCUCGUCAUACUGGUGUCAUGGUUGGCAUGGGACAGAAAGAAGCCUAUGUGGGUGAUGAGGCCCAAUCUAAGAGAGGAAUUUUGACGUUGAAAUACCCUAUUGAACAUGGAAUUGUCAGCAAUUGGGAUGACAUGGAGAAAAUUUGGCAUCACACUUUCUACAAUGAGCUUAGAGUUGCCCCAGAGGAGCAUCCUGUUCUCCUCACUGAAGCGCCCCUUAAUCCGAAGGCCAACAGAGAGAAGAUGACGCAAAUCAUGUUUGAAACCUUCAAUGUUCCAGCUAUGUAUGUUGCAAUUCAGGCUGUCCUCUCUCUAUAUGCCAGUGGUCGUACAACAGGUAUGCAAAAGUGAAGAACCAGCUACUACAAGUUUUCUGCCUGCACUUUGUUUCCUACACUAUUUUUAUGAAUCCAUGCUUAAUGUUCUAAUUGGCGAAUCUAAGUGAUCUAGCUGGUAUAUUAUAUUACAUUCGAUUCACGUACAGAAUUCCUUUUCAAUACAUGCCAUCCUGGGUUGUGAAAGUAGUCGCUCUCGAAAGGAAGUAUCUGGCAUAGGAUAUUAUAUUCAUGUGCAUAGCUUUCUCCAAUAUACCUGCAUUUAUUCAUGAAUAUAUAUAUAUAUGUAUUUUUUUCGUGUGAGGCGUUGACUUUUUCCGUUUUGUACGUUGUCUUAGAAUGAAUGUCUUGCAGGGCAUGUGCAGCAAUUUGAUGACCUGAAAAUGUCACAUGGUUUGGGUUUCUUGGGUAGACAUGCAUAUGAUGAUUUUAAGGUCUUGCACCACGGAAAGUUGACUUUUUUUGUUGAAAAUUUCUACCUUUUGAGUUACAAAAAGAGAGAAUUCCGUUGUGGCACAUGUGGUUUGUAGGUCCGGUUAGAUUCAUCGUCGUCCCUUCUCUCCCCUCCCUGUUCUGAUUCCCAUCGUCUUCCUGGCAAGUUUACUACCAUUCUGUCACUCGGUGUCCAUUUCUCUGCAGCAGUUCCUUUUUUUUUCUCCAUUUUUUUCCUUUUCCAUCACCUGCAUCCUCCGUUUCUUCAUGGGCCGGCCUCAUUUCUCUCUCAGGUAUCGUCCUGGACUCGGGCGACGGCGUGAGCCACACCGUGCCCAUCUACGAGGGCUACGCCCUCCCGCACGCCAUCCUCCGGCUCGACCUCGCCGGGAGGGACCUCACCGACGCCCUGAUGAAGAUCCUGACGGAAAGGGGCUACUCCUUCACCACGACCGCCGAGCGGGAAAUUGUGCGCGACAUCAAGGAGAAGCUGGCCUACAUCGCCCUGGACUACGAGCAGGAGCUGGAGGCGGCGAGGAGCAGCUCCUCGGUGGAGAAGACCUACGAGCUGCCCGACGGGCAGGUGAUCACCAUCGGCGCCGAGCGGUUCCGGUGCCCGGAAGUCCUCUUCCAGCCGUCGCUCGUCGGCAUGGAGGCUGCUGGCAUCCACGAGACCACCUACAACUCCAUCAUGAAGUGCGAUGUGGACAUCCGCAAGGACCUCUACGGCAACAUCGUCCUCAGCGGCGGCUCCACCAUGUUCCCCGGCAUCGCGGACCGCAUGAGCAAGGAGAUCACCGCCCUCGCCCCCAGCAGCAUGAAGAUCAAGGUGGUGGCCCCCCCCGAGCGCAAGUACAGUGUCUGGAUCGGCGGCUCCAUCCUCGCCUCCCUCAGCACCUUCCAGCAGGUACCACCGCCAAACUCUCCACCCCCCCUCCUUCGUCCUUCUCCCUUCGCCUCCCUAAUUCGGCUCAUCUUGUGCAGAUGUGGAUAACCAAGGGAGAGUACGAGGAGUCCGGGCCCGCCAUUGUACACAGGAAGUGCUUCUAG
Messenger RNA from Spirodela intermedia, 2040 nucleotides. The record is from the annotation of a GenBank genome assembly. Lineage: Eukaryota; Viridiplantae; Streptophyta; Magnoliopsida; Alismatales; Araceae.